CGGCGGCAGCGGCGGCGGGGCGGGGCGGGCCGCCUCGCCUCGCCUCCCUCAGCUGCGGAGCUGAGUGGAAGCCCGCGCUUCUGCGCCGCUGCGGCCCACGGGCGGGACGUCCCGGCAGCGCAGCCUGGCUCCGGAGCGUAAAAUCCUAAAUUUGCUGGGGGAAAAGCAACAAAGGAGAUAGUGGGCUUAGAAACAAGGAACUGGGGAAGAAAGGGAGAACGAGAAAUCCCAAAUGGUUUAAAUUUCACUCAUCCUAGACAGCUUCUUUUCCAGCUAGUAAGUGUUUGAAGUCUUCUAUGAAAAGUCUUUUUGCUAUAUUUAGAUGUUUUGUCAUACUAACUGCUACUUGUACAGUAUUGAGAGACAGAAUACCAAUGAGAUCUUUCACUCUUCUUUCUCAUCUGAGCACACAAUGUCUUCUGGAGACAACCAGCAACUUCAGACACUCACUAAACCAGCACUCCAUGAAAAGGAGGCCGUUGAAUUGACUGAAAGGGUAUUUGGAUUAAAAGUGUCUGAGAUCAGAGCACUCCCCAGCUAUGAUGAUCAGAAUUUUCAUGUGCGUGUUACAAGGAAGGAAGGAACAGCAGAUUGUGCUGAUGAUUAUGUCCUCAAAAUAAUCAACUCUGAAGACAGCCAGAAUCCUGAACUCAUUGAAGUGCAGACACGGAUCAUGAUGUUUCUGAAUGCUGAAGGGUUUCCUUCAGCUGUGCCCCAUCUGACUAAAGAUGGUAACAUCAUGUCUCUAGAAUCAAUAGGUACUGGGUCCCUGACAAAAAAGUACAUGGUGAGAUUGCUGACCUACCUCCCUGGCACACCUCUGGCAAAGUGCCCUACCAAUCCUCAGAUUUUGUAUGAGAUUGGAAAGCUAGCAGCUAGACUGGACAGAGUUCUUUCAGAGAAAUUCCAUCAUCCAUCAGUAAAAAGUCUUCAUCGAGGGAAGUUCAUUUGGAACUUGGCAAAUGUUCCUCUUUUGGAUCAGUAUAUUCAUGCCCUGGGCCAGAGCGAAUACUGUGAAGUUGUGAGCCAAGUAAUUCAACAGUUUAAAGAGAAAAUCUUACCCAACCUAAGCAAUUUUCGAGCCUGUAUCAAUCAUGGGGACCUUAAUGACCAUAACAUCUUGGUGGAUUGCAACCCUGCAUCUUCUCCUGAGAGGGCACAGUACAGAGUGACUGGCAUUCUGGAUUUUAGUGAUAUGAGCUAUGGUUACUAUGUAUUUGAAGUAGCCAUAGCAAUCAUGUACAUGAUGAUUGAGAGCAAAGAUCCUCUCAGCGUUGGAGGACAUGUGCUUGCAGGGUUUGAAAGCAUCGUGCCAUUGACGCCAGAGGAGAGAGGUGCCCUCUUCCUUUUGGUGAGCGGUAGGUUCUCUCAAUCGCUGGUAGUAGCGGCUCACACUUUGCAGUUAUAUCCUGAAAAUCAGGAAUACUUAAUGAUCACAGCCCGAGUGGGAUGGAAGCACUUAGUCCAACUGUUUGAGGUGGGCCAAGAAGUGGUUGAGAAGAUCUGGUUUGAGACUGCAGACGCCUAUGCCAGUGCUGCCCAGGCCUAGCUUGCAUAUUUCCACCAAGGAGAUAACACACAGGGAUGUAAGGAAACCUGCAACUUGCAGUGAUGGGACUGGACUGCAGUUAUUAAACAUAGGUAUGACAGAAGCUAUACAUCCGGGUUUUCCUGAACAUGUCUU
Messenger RNA from Alligator sinensis (Chinese alligator), 1684 nucleotides. It is a transcript of the gene HYKK, whose product is annotated as hydroxylysine kinase. Gene Ontology annotation, molecular function: amino acid kinase activity. Lineage: Eukaryota; Metazoa; Chordata; Crocodylia; Alligatoridae. The transcript has 5 exons. The record is from RefSeq and is a predicted model, not a curated record. Bases 323 to 1549 code for a protein of 408 amino acids.